Molecule: messenger RNA, 771 nt
Organism: Saprolegnia parasitica CBS 223.65
Lineage: Eukaryota; Oomycota; Saprolegniomycetes; Saprolegniales; Saprolegniaceae
Product: serine/threonine protein kinase
Exons: 2
Coding region: 1-771 (256 amino acids)
Biological process (GO): protein phosphorylation
Molecular function (GO): ATP binding; protein kinase activity
Source: RefSeq, a predicted model, not a curated record
AUGCAGCUGCUCGCCGUCCUCGACAAUGGCUCGACCGAACCUCUCAACGCGGUGCCUUUUGAGGCAUUGGUUAGCCCCGCGAUGAUCAUGGAGUACAUGGACCAAGGAGAUUUGCACGAGUACAUCCAAAGGAAGAAGUACGAUGAGCCAGUGGCCAUGACCGUGUCGACAACUGACGUCGCCUUGGUGCUGGCGCGCGCUCUGGCCGACCUCCAUGGACAAGGCAUCAUCCACCGCUACGUCAGAAGUCACAGCAUCUUUCUCUCGACGACGCACUACAUUCGGCUCGGAAACAUUGGGUCUUCACGCGCACAUGACGACAUGGCGACGUCCGGUUUUGUCACCAAGUACUGGAUGGCACCCGAAGUGCUUCACGAUCGCUUCGGUGGAGUACGCCCAGCGUACACGGCGGCCGCCGACAUCUACGCGCUUGGCGCCGUCUUGACGAAGCUCGACACACUUCAGGAGCCGUACUAUGACGUGAAAGACCGCUGGUCGAUCGAGGAAAACGUUCGCACGGGGCAACUGCGGCCGCAUAUGAGCGACACGUGUCCACCAUGGCUCAACGACCUUGUCAACCAAUGUCUCGCAUUCGACCCCGCGGAACGCCCGACCGCUGAUGGCCAUGGCGAGGCCUUGAACGCCACGUUACCCGUAGAAUCGCCAAGCACGCUUAUGGACCUCAUGGCGUCGGCCCAGCGCCUCCGCGCCAUGGGUCUCGAGGUAGGCAUGUCAUACUCUACGUCGUCGACGACUCAUGAGUGGCUCUAG